Amoebophrya sp. A120 is the source of this 3045-nucleotide messenger RNA. NCBI's taxonomy places the organism in Eukaryota, Dinophyceae, Syndiniales, Amoebophryaceae. The record is from the annotation of a GenBank genome assembly.
GGUUCACAACAGGUCCUUUUUGGAAUAUAAUUCCCGAUAGAGUACCCUCAUUUUUGCAAGUGUACUUUCAGUGUACAUCAACAGGCCCGAUAAAGGGUCGAUCUGGCUGCACUUCUUGAAGUAGUUGGAAUAGUGUGCCAAGCACAACUUCUUUGAGAUCUCGUCGUGCUUCACUCAAAGAAUCUCAAAUCAGCGACUGUUUUAACUACUUCAUUUGAGUCUACUUUUGGGCCAAAAAGUAAAUUUCGUCUACUUCAUACAUUUGGGUCGUUUCAUUUUACAUUUCGUAUGGUUUCGAGAAAGCAAGGCUGCUCCUUGUGACUUUAUCAGAGAUUCUUCCAAUUUCCUACAUCCUCACCAUCUUUCUGUUUCUUUAGCCUCCGAGCCUGAUUCACAAGAAGUUUGCGAGUACGCACCUCCUCCCUGGAUGCAACAUGGCACCAGGCAGCGACGUUAGCUCAACCCCCCCACCCCCCCUGAGUCCGAUGUCUCUGACAGCGACAACCGCGGACACGACGCCGUCGCCUUUGGCGGAGCAACACGGCGGCUCGGUGUCCUCCUCGGGGCGAAAUUUACUGGUCACCGGCGGCGCGGGUUUCAUCGGUGGGCACCUGUGCGAGGUGCUGCUGCGUCGUGGCGACCGGGUGGUGGCGCUGGAUAACUUGAGCGAGUACUACAACGUCAAUUUCAAAAAGGAGACGCUGAAGAUACUGCAAUCCUACAACGAGGCAAAGCUCACGACGGCGUUUUCCGCAAAGGAGCCGGAUGAAUCGGAAGCAGCCUCGCGGGUAGAAGACGCGAAUCAGGCCAGGAGGUUCACCUUUGUCGAGGCAGAUUUCUGCGAUCUAAACGCGGUGGAAAAGGUUUUCGAAACGGAAGGGCCAUUCACCUGCGUCGUGCACCUCGGCGCCCAGGCUGGCGUCAGGUAUAGAAAGAAAACCCGGAGCGAUUUUGUUCUUGAUGGGGGCUCUGCAAUUACAUUGUUUCAUCUAUCACCAUGUUGAGAAGUGAGAAAAUCUCAACUAAAACUUUUUCAAUUGUUGAAGCCCCCUUAUGUAGAAAAAACCUCACGACCAAAAAAAAAUGCAGGUAUAGCGUGCAGAAUCCGUGUGAAGUGAUUAUGACCAACGUGAUUGGGCAGCAAAGAAUACUAGACGCCGUGAAGAAGUACAAGGUUCCGUACGCGGUCUGCGCAUCUUCCUCGAGCGUCUACGGGGUAAGCAGCACAGCACCCUUCAGCGAGGACCAGAUCUGCAAUCAGCCGAUCAGCCCCUAUGCCGCGUCAAAGCGCUCCUGCGAAAUGUUUGGACACGCCUUCAAUCAUUUGAACAAGAUCCCGUUGACAAUGCUCCGAUUCUUCACCGUCUACGGCCCGCGAGGGAGGCCCGACAUGGCGGCAUUCAAGUUCAUUCAGAAGAUCGACAAGGUACAGAAAGGGUUUGAUUUUCUUGCUGGCUGUAUCUGUAUUUUACGCAUCUGCCACGAAAACGAAAAUCAAAAUUUUCACUUAGCUGUGCAUCCUCCAAAGAAAGUGUUGUCUUUUGGCACUGAAUUGAUCGCUCCAGUAAUACAAUGAAGAUACAAGCUCUUGCUGCUUUAUUCGUUAUUUGAUUGAAGAACCAUCAAAACAAAUACAGGGAGAACCCAUUGACAAGUUCGGGGACGGGUCGGCAAUCCGUGAGUUUACCUACGUGAACGACAUUGUAAAUGGCGUGGUCCUGUCCAUCGACACGGUGCCACAGGGGAACGGGUUUCGCGUCAUGAAUCUGGGCGGCGGAACCACACAUACGCUGAAUGACUUCAUCGCGACCAUUGAAAAGCACGUGGGAUAUGGAUUGUAAAAAUGUCUGGGUCUGGAAGAAUGCAUGUUUGUCAUGCUUGUCUGGCAUGACUCUUAAAUCUGUCAUGCACGUUACCCAAGAGCUCCACUUUUCUGUAAUGCAGAAACGCAGUUUGUCAUGCAGAAUAGGCAACAGCUAGAAACUCAGAAACUUGUCAUGCUGAGCCAGCAUUUGUGGCCUCAUCAUGAGACGCCACCCAGCAUCACAAGUUUCCAGACCCAGACAUUUUUACAUUUGAUAUGGGAAAGCCGGCAGCAAUAAACCAGCUGCCCGACCAACCAGGUGACGUCGCCAUCACGUCCGCCGACCAAAAGCAUGCUUUUGCAGAGGUGGGAUUCCAGCCAGAAAUCAGCCUCGACGAAGGAAUCCGGAGAACGGUGGAGUGGUACAGAAAUUGCCCCUAUCUGGAAGGGUAGGAUGGUGCCCGGGCUUGAAGAAGUUUAGUUUGUUCCCCCCGGAUUAGAGGAACUUUUUUUGUUGAGCACUUUGUUUCACGGGAACCUCACGAUUAUACGGAAGAAGUUUGUAGUUUUACGCUAGCGCUACAUGCGUAUUUUCACACAUAUAAGGAUAUCUACUAUAAUCGAACAUACUUACAUUGGGAAUGAACGACAGCACGCACCGCGGGGACAGAGCUGGGCUUGACAGCUUAUUCCUGCGAAGCAUGCUUGAUUUUUGGAAGAAGUACGCAGCGCGUUUGAAUAAACGGGUCCACGGGCAUGUGCCAUCUAAUAUCGAACUGCCCCCUCCAAUUAUAUGUCUGUGUGUAGAUGGGAGGGUGAUUUUCUUUUUUUCGAGGACAAUUGAUAUUCCGCAAGCAACGUGUGCAGAGAAUAGUUGUACUUCCUGCUACAGUAAUGUCGACGCCCACAUUGAAACGUGGAGCAUUUUUGUGGAAAUAAAACGCUAAAGAUGCGCUGCGCCGCAGUAGACGGGUUGUGAAAAUUUGCCCGAUCACGCACUGACACUUUGUCGAGUUCCUUUUCCAGUGCCCCUGACGAGCCGUUCUCCGCGGACAGAAUGUCGCAUCUGUGCAUCCGCCUUAUGAUCUGGUCAGAAGAACAGAAUAUCGUUGAGAUCAAGCGCAAGGAGACGAUCUACAAAUCCCAGGUUGAACCAAUUCGAGAUAGAAAUUAUCUGCAAGAUACAUCCGUUCGAUCCUCAGUCAUUUCCCUCAGUGAUGUCCGGUCGCGGAAGCAGCUGC